Messenger RNA from Amorphotheca resinae ATCC 22711, 1632 nucleotides. RefSeq lists its product as hypothetical. Lineage: Eukaryota; Fungi; Ascomycota; Leotiomycetes; Helotiales; Amorphothecaceae. The transcript is spliced from 6 exons. Gene Ontology annotation, cellular component: mitochondrion. Bases 1 to 1632 code for a protein of 543 amino acids. The record is from RefSeq and is a predicted model, not a curated record.
AUGGCAAUGCCCGUCUUUCGAAAGCAAAAGGAUGACGGUUCGGAGGAAGAAAUCUCAGAAGUUGAGCUUUAUCGAUACACUCGAUACCGGUGGCUAUGCAACGAACCUGAAAACCUUGCGAUGCGUUAUCGCAAAUUCAACAUCUCGGCCCUCGUAGAUGCCGCCGUCAACGCUGCUGGCAACUGUGCCAGAUCUUGUGUCAAGCUACUGAAAUGUACCGAGGGUCAAUACAACAAGGCAUUUCUUAUGACUAUGGAUAAUGGAGCAGAGGUUCUCGCAAGGAUUCCUAAUCCCAACGCUGGUCCGGCUUUCUACACGACUGCCUCUGAGGUUGCUACACGGCACUUUCUACGUACAGUCUUGAACUUGCCCGUCCCACGCAUAUACGCAUAUUCUUUGGACCCACUCAAUCCAGUCGGUGCCGAGUACAUUAUCGAGGAGAAAGCAAGAGGCAAACCAUUAGGGAGCCUUUGGUAUCAGUGGCAAACAGAAUCACAACUCGAUCUUGUGACUCAGCUCGUUGACUUUGAGACAAAGCUGGCGUCGGUUUCAUUUCGGAGACAUGGUUGCAUAUACUACAAGAAGGAUUUGGAAAAGAAAGGUCUUCCUGCCUAUGAUCUGGAAGCCGAGUCUCUAUCGUCUGAUGGUCAUACGAGCCGGCUCAACUCUGAAAUAACAAAGGAGUUUGCGCUUGGGCCUUUGACUGAAGCAAGAUUGUGGGAAGGCGAAAGAGCUACGAUGAAUUUAGAUCGAGGUCCAUGGAGCACUCCUCUAUCCUACAUGGCAGCCAUGGGAAUUAACGAGAUACAAUGGGCGACAGCAUACGCAAAGCCCCAAAUAAACGUUUACCUAUCUAUUGAAACGCCCGAAUCUCCCGAUGAAUACAUUUCACUAUUGAGACGGUACCUUCAACUCGUGCCCCAUCUAUCGCCUGGUCCGUUCCGAACAUCGCUCUCGCAUCCAGACCUUCACCUAGAUAACAUAUUCGUUGAUUCAGACACGAAGAAAAUAACCUUUAUUAUUGACUGGCAGUCGGCCGCGGUAUCUGAGCCUUUUUUCCAGCAUAGUAUCCCGCGUAUGCUUAUCCCGGUCGGCCCUUGCUCCCCUGGUGAACGAUUAGAGGCUGCGUUAGAAGAAUCUAAUGCAAGAGAAGACUCAAACGGGACUGUAGAUCUGCUCAGCCAUUAUCAAAACCUUAGCAGGCUUAAGAAUGGGCAACGGUGGGCCGCAAUCAAUCUACACAAUCGCUCGCUUCUGACCGAACCUGUAUCUUUGCUCUGUGGCGCCUGGAGCAGGAAUGACGUAUUUUCUUUUCGUCACGCCCUGAUACACGUAGCUGCUCGAUGGAAGGAAAUUGCACCAGCCACGACGCCUUGCCCUAUACAAUUUACGGAGCACGAACUAGAGCUCCAUAACGAUGAAUUAGAGCUUCUGGAAGGUCUUGGAGAAGUCCUGCACCAACUUCAGAACGAUAACCUGGUCCCACUAGGCGGCAUGGUUCUUCGAGAAAACUACGAGCAGGCUUUGCGUAUCAACAAUAGCGUUAGGGAGAUGUUUGUCGAUAUGGCUGAAUCCGAAUCGCAGAAAGUUCUCUAUUCACAAAUAUGGCCCUAUCAAGACCGAGAUUCGUGA